Wallemia mellicola CBS 633.66 is the source of this 3996-nucleotide messenger RNA. RefSeq lists its product as hypothetical. Lineage: Eukaryota; Fungi; Basidiomycota; Wallemiomycetes; Wallemiales; Wallemiaceae. The record is from RefSeq and is a predicted model, not a curated record. The coding region runs from base 1 to 3996 and encodes 1331 amino acids. The transcript has 4 exons.
AUGACAAGCUUCGAUAAGGGAAAGCAACCAGAAAGGGAAGGAGUCUAUAACUUUGCACUGAGAGUUUCAUACCUCUCCUAUUUAACUCGUCCAAAGAUUGCGACUAGCUUCACGCCUGGACAUAAGUCUACGCCUUCCAAGCAUCUCGCUACCUCAAUAACCAAUAUAUCCAUUUCCGACGUUCUCAAGGAUUCCCUCGGUAGAGAUGCUAAAGGCGUGAAAUUCCCGGAGAAGUUCGUCAAAGCCCUAGAGAAGAAAUGUGAACAAGUCGCUAUGGGUAGAGAUCCACAAUACACUGAUAGAGAUUUUAGAGCUAUCGUUGGCGUUUACUAUGGUAAAUUUAAUAAGUACAAGCCCACAUACAAGUCAAAUCGCAAGAUAGAGGAGAUCGUCAUGCAUUUUGUAUCAGAAGCAGCCGUCCAUUUGAAGAAGGUGUCAUCAGAGAAUUGGCAGAAUCUAAUUAUCACACAGUCAGCAAAAUUCAUUCAGUUGAUUUCUACUACCCUGAAAUCUAUAUCCGGCGUAUCAACUGAACUCCUUGAUAGGGUUAAAGGUUAUGAAUCAAAACUAAGUACAGAACAAGUCCAAAAUGAUUACUUAGCUGUAAAGUCACGUGAUUCUCGACCUCCUAGUCCAACACCAGGUGCUACAUCCAAUUCAGUAACUGACAUGCCAAUGGUUAUGACUGUUGGUCAGUUGUUUGGUAAAUCUACUGCAACUCUACAAGAAGAUAUCAACGUUAUUAGCUUAAUCGUUACAGAGAAGGCUGCUUUCAAUGACAUCAAAGCCUGUUUACAACAACUCGGUUCAGACGAGGCAAUAACCGGUUCUAAGAAUGAUUUCGAAACUGAGAACGCUUAUGAACAUUGGAGAUUGAUAGAGAUGGAGACUUUGACUCAGCUUAUGAAAAUGAUGGUACAACUCAACCCAGCACUUGCGAAAUCCAGCCCAUCUGAUGCUGCUACAGCUACAUCACCUAGACCUUCAUCUCAACAAUCUUCACAGGAUGAUCAUUUCAAUGCACAUUCCCCAAUAACUCGUAAAGCUUCAAUGACUUCUCGCUUUUCACUUAAUUCUGUCGCUGGCGCAAUCUCUCGAACAACAUCAAAUGACGAAGAGAAGAAUGAAAAACCUGAGAAGCCUACCGAAACACCAAAAGCUUACGAAUAUACUAUUAUCCCACCAUCACCACGCGACUUUUAUGCCGUUUUAUUAACUACCUGCAUGGGAUACGAUUUGGAAGCUAUGCAGAACAUGUCAGAGGAUGACGAAGUCUCCCUUGGUAUUCUUUCUAGUCGUCACCUCGAGUUACUCGCUGAGUGUGCGGUACGCUGGCGUAUUAGUCCACCAUAUAAGACAGCAGCAUUCGUAAAUGAAAUGGUUUCACGGUAUGAAGUUGAUGAAGUACCUAUUGAUUGCAUACAUGAAGCUGUAAGAAUCGUUCAAAAGACAUUAGCAGAAUGGCAACUUGAUAUUUGGCCAACACCAGAUCGUAGCAGUCUAAUAAGUCUUUACAAAAGAGUAGCAUACACUUCUCUAAUUAGAAUUGGAGAUAAACUUGACGACGCGAUCAAUUCAAGUGCUGAUGACUUAUUCAGUGAUACUGAAAUCCUUCCUAUAUUAUACGAUACCGGCAUACUUACAGUUGGAGGUUUCAAUAUUCAAUAUGAGCUUGAUAGAAUUAAAGAAAGAGUUGGAGAAUAUUCAAAAAAUUCCUAUAUCUCUCACCGUAAAUUAGUCAAUGACACUCAUUAUAAUAACAAAGUUGAUCCAGCUUUUGCAUUAGUUGAUUGGGUUCAGAAGACAGGAAAGAGUCUUGACAAAUUAUACCCAAUGCCAUUACUUGAAUAUAUAGAUAUAGUUCCGCUAUUUAUUGAAAAGGCGACGCCUUUAUGUAUUUCAGAUAUUAGUUUAAAGAUACCCGAGUUCUUGACGGAAAUUAGAAACAAUCCGGAUGGUUUUCCAAUUGAUGAUGCUUUUAGUUUAUUAUCUAGCGUUCGCAGAUUAAUCUCUUUCUUCAAACAAGCUUGUCCAAAAUCACAGCUUGAUUUUUCGAUAGGUGCUGCUUUCGGUCCAUUUGUUGAUCAUUACCUUGAGCAAUCAGCGCGUAAAACUGAACAAUGGGUUGAUGCUGCAAUUCGUGCGGAUAACUUCGAAGUGGAUGAAAAUAUCGGUCAUUCAUCUUCAAUUGUUGACUUAUUCGAUUCGCUCAAGACCUGCGUUGUUAACAUUAAGAACCUGGAUUGGGGAGAUAGUAGAGAACAUGCUCAGUUCAUGACUCGUCAGGCUAACACACUCAGUCGGGCUAUCGAUCAAUAUAGCAGAACACUACUCGAGAUGUUCAUGAACGAGAUGUUCCCAGCUCCAUUACCUGAGACGCCUCAACCAGGUCAAUCGGCAUGGGUCACCCGCGCCCAGAAUUUUGUGCAAGGAGAGAAAAAAAUCGAACCAUUCAACUUUGAUGAGAAAUCAUGUGUAAAGUUAAACAAUAUUGAGGCAGCUAAGACUCUCCUUGACAGUCUCUAUAACCUCUGCGAUGCAGACGAAGUGGCCAGUACACUUCAAGGACAACAAUAUAGUACAUCUCGUGAUGAACGCUUUCUCUUCUCAAUCAAGAUCGUUAUGGCAGAAGAGCUACGUGCGAGAGAUCAAACGCCAGUACGGCUAGAUCCAUUUGUUACUAUCGCUAACGAACGUGGUGAUCGAAUUUACAAAAGUCGUACUAUCUACAAUACUCGUAAUCCACGAUGGGAAGAAAGUGUUGAUAUAUCGUUAACGAAACCUCUUUGGAUUGGUGCUACAUUAUGGGAUAGAAGUACCAUCGGGGAGCAUAAACUAAUAGGAAGAGGUUACCUCAAAUUGGAUCCACCGAAAUUUGAAGAUUGUCUUCCUCAAGAUAGGUGGCUCAAACUUGAUUCUAAUAAUGGUCAGAUAUUACUCAGAGUUAGCAUGGAAGGUGAGAAAGAUGAUAUACAAUUUCACUUUGGUAGAGCCAAUAUAUCACUCAAAAGAGCGGAAUCUGAUAUGUGUCGCACGAUAGUAGAUAAAAUGACUCCAUUUAUUAAUCAAUCACUCAACAGAACAGUUUUGAGAAGUCUUCGUAGAGGUGGUGGUUACUCUGAACAAGUUACGAAAACAAUUGAUAAUAUUACUGCUAAUUAUAAAAAUUGGAGAAGUCAGCGUGGGAUACAAUCAGAUAGUGAAAUACCAUUGCCGAAGGAUGAAAUACCACAACUUGCUCCACCAACAGUUGUCCGUAAUCGUCCUGAGGUUCUUACAGAUGAAGAAAUUGAGGAGGCUAUUGGUCCAUUGUUUGAUUACUUUGACGCCAAUUUUGCAGUAUUAGCUUCAACUUUAACUGAUACAGCAAAAAUUACGGUCAUGUCGCGAGUAUGGAAAGCUGUUUUGCUUACGAUUGAGGAAUUACUUGUUCCACCGCUAUCUGCUAAUCUUAGUGAUAUGCGUCCAUUGCCUGAUAAAGAAGUCGACAUUGUCUUCAAGUGGCUUCAGUCACUUAGGCUGUUUUUCCAUGCUGACGGGGAGGGUCUUCCUCUCGAAAUGCUCCAAAAUCAGAAGUAUAAUGAGAUAGUUUCUAUACGAUUAUAUUAUGAUUGGCCAACUGAUCCUUUGAUGGAGGAGUGUGUGAAAAUGAUGCAAAUGAGCCUACGAAAAGCACCAACAUUGCGCAAGAAGACCAAGACAGUCAAGUCACAGAGGAAUAUUGGUACAAUAAAAGCGCGCAAAAAGGAGAGAAGGUUACAGGAAUCUGAUCAUGGUGAUAUUAUACUCAAAAUAUUACGGAUGAGACCAUCGACCAAGGACUUCGUCGGUCAGCAGCUAGAGGUAUCGAAAUCUUAUUCUUUAACGACUCGAUUGACAAAUGGAUACUCGCAGAUGAAAAAAAGCAUUGCAAAAAAUGCUAAAAGAACUUCAAUCGCAUCGUCCUUUUCUAGUCCCAACACAAGCGCGAAUACGAGUACUAAUACGGGUGCAUAA